ACCUCCCCUGGGUAGAGGUCCAAGGACCAAAGAAAGACUGGUUUCCUGUGCAGAUUUCCCCACUAGGUACAGCAGUAACAAUGUUGCCUGUACUGUUGUCCCUGCCGUUCCUUCUGGGUCCAGCAGUCCAAGAGAUUCCAGGAGCUGGUCCUUAUUCUCUGACCUUUCUCUACAUAGGGCUGUCCAGGCCCAGUACAGCCCUCCCCAGAUUUCAAGCCACUGCAUUCCUCAAUGACCAGGCCUUCUUCCGCUACAAUAGUGACAGCAGGAGAGCAGAGCCCCUCGGACCAUGGAGACAGAUAAAAGUAAUGGAAGACUGGGAGAAGGAGAGCCAACUGCAGAAAGCCAGGGAGGAAAUCUUUCUGGAGGCCCUGAAAGACAUCAUGGACUAUUACAAGGACAGAGAAGGGUCUCACACCUUUCAGGGAAUGUUUGGUUGUGAGAUCCGGAAUAACAGAAGCAGUAGAACCAUCUGGAGAUAUGCCUACGAUGGACAGGACUUCAUCGAAUUCAACAAAGAAAUCCCAGCCUGGGUCCCCUUGCACCCAGCAGCUCAGAAAACCAAGCAGAAGUGGGAGGCAGAAAAAGCCUACCUGCAGCGGGCAAAGGCCUACCUGGAGGAGGAGUGCCCCAGGAUGCUGCAGAGGUACCUGAACUACAGCAAGGCUCACCUAGAUCGGCAAGAUUCUCCCUCUGUGUCAAUCACUGGCUACUCGGUUCCAAGAGGAAACAAGACACUCAAAUGCCUGGCCUAUGACUUCUACCCACAAGAAAUUGGUCUGCGCUGGAUCCAGGCUAGCAAAAAGCAGGAGUCUGAAUCAAGGAUACAUGUUCUUCCCAGUGGGAAUGGCACUUACCAGGCCUGGGUGGUGGUGGAAAUCUCCCCUGAGGAUAGAGGUCCCCACUACUGCCUUGUGGAGCACAGUGGACUGGCCCAGUCCCUCACGGUGCCAUGGGAGGAGAAGCAGAAAGUUGGGGUUGAAGGCAAUGUAAAGACUCAGUCUCAGUAGUCCCCCUUUCUGCCUGAUAUAGAGAAGUGAACUUUAGCAUUCAUUGCCAGUGGCCCCAGCAAGGUGCUAAGGAAGCAAUGAAAAUCUAGGUGGUGGGUUUGGAGACUGAAGACUUGAGCACCUGGCCCUGAGCUCACUCUCAGGGCCAAAUUACCUUGCCUUAUAAAACUCUCUGACAUCUAAUCUGUAAAAUCUCACUCAAAUUAAUCCCCUUGUCUACCACAGCAGAAAAGCGUAUUUCUAAACUAUGAAA
Messenger RNA from Fukomys damarensis (Damara mole-rat), 1263 nucleotides. It is a transcript of the gene Azgp1, whose product is annotated as alpha-2-glycoprotein 1, zinc-binding. The coding region runs from base 81 to 1010 and encodes 309 amino acids. Gene Ontology annotation, cellular component: external side of plasma membrane. Gene Ontology annotation, biological process: immune response. The record is from RefSeq and is a predicted model, not a curated record. The transcript is spliced from 4 exons. NCBI's taxonomy places the organism in Eukaryota, Metazoa, Chordata, Mammalia, Rodentia, Bathyergidae.